AGUUUAAUGACAGCACUCCUUUCCACAUUCGACAAAAAGGCUCUAGUUUUUCACUCUCACUUUUGCUAUAUAAGCAGCACAGCCUUUUGAGUUCUAAACGAAAACCGUUUCAGCUCAACAACACGCUGCCCUUUUACAACCGCCACUUUCCCUUAAAUUGCAACGAAUAUGGCACCAAUUUCAGCUCUUUUGCGGAGAUUCUUCUCUGAGCGCCCAAGUUGAAUUCUACUUCAGCGAUCGUUAGAUGCGUGUACAAAGAAUCUGCAGAUGGAGUGCUCUUUGUCGUGUAUGAUAUGCGAUAACAGAGUCUUGAUGGAUUAUAGUUGAUGUAGUUUUGUUAUUGUUGGAUUGUGGCGGAGGGUUCUGUUAGAAAAUUCAGGAUAUUAUAUGAAUAUGGAGAUGCAAAGGUAUUCGAAGAGAGGGUAUAGGACGGGAAUCUCGUGGUUUUGUUUAGUGGUUUUUGUUGCAAGUUUGUGAGUUGAUCAAAGAAGGUUUGUUGUUUGAUUGGUGAGGUUUGGCUUAUGGUUGUGGGAGUGGGAGAGAGGAUGGGGAAAGAUGAUAUUUUGUUGCUGCCAACGGUGGGACCUCCUAUAAAGAGACGGUUGAGAAGGAAACAGGCUGGAAGAGGUUCCUACAGAGGAAGCUAAGAUUUGGAACUACACAUCGACAAGGGGGUGGAUAUAGGGAGUUUCUCGGGUUUCUUUCUGGGUUAGAGUUGGGUGUUACUGGUAGGAAUUUUAUUGGCUGGGAGAAGGAAACAUGGCAAGCCAAUUGCAACAAGCACUGAGGAGCUUGUGUUUCAACACUGGUUGGAAAUAUGUGGUCUUUUGGAAGCUCAAGCAUCGAUCAAGGAUGAUGUUUACUUGGGAGGAUGCCUAUUAUGAAGGCAACCAAUAUCCUGACAAGAAUUCAACAGCAGGUACUCUGAAUGAAGGUUCUUAUUCUCAUGAUCCUUUGGGAUUAGCUGUUGCAAAGAUGUCAUAUCAAGUAUAUUCUCUUGGAGAAGGGGUUGUUGGGCAUGUGGCAGUUUCUGGGAAGCAUUCAUGGAUAUUUUCGGAUCAGCAUGUUGUUGAUUCAUCCUUCUCAUCUGAGUAUUAUGGUGCAUGGCAAACUCAGUUUUCAGCUGGCAUUAAGACCAUUGCAGUUGUGGCUGUCAUUCCACAUGGAGUCGUACAACUAGGCUCUCUUCAUAAGAUUGCUGAGGAUGUGAAGCUGGUUGACAAUAUCAGAAAUGUUUUCUGUAAUCUGCAAGAUUCCUUAGCUGGUUGUAUCCCAAGCUCAUUAAAGAAUACUUCUUUGUCAGAUACAUGCAUAAGAGCUUCACAUCCAGCUUUUCACCAUUGCUUAGCUAAAGUAAAAGGGUCUGCUCACGGGGAUGAGGUGAAUUUGUGGUCUCAGUUGGUUUCACCUCUUGGGGAGCCUGUUAGUAAUGAUCAUAUUUUGCCUCCAAGGGAAGGCUUUUCAAAUAAAAAUCUCAAAAUGAAGAUGCAUGAAAGUGCAGAAUGCUCGAUUUCUGUGAAUGAUAUUCUACUUCCCUCAAGUUGUGAGAAUAUCCUUAAAAGACAACAACAAGGAGAGGUGGACUUUGUUAACAACUCAAAACAUGUUGGAGAAUCGAACGGUGUUGGGGAUUCAGGGAAGAUAGCAGAAGUUAUUUGCACGGCAUCCAUCAAGAAUGUCAGGACUGAAGGUUCUCAAAUGGUCACAUCCAAUGUUCGUACGCACAAUCUCGAGUCUCCAGCUUUCCCAGAUCAUGCUGAUAUUAAUUUUCCAGAACUUCCGAGCCUGCAAAUGCGUCGAGAUUUUGCAAACCCAGAGCUACCGAUCAGGUCUAAUUGUGUUGAGAUGCAGAGUUCACCUUUCAGUUUUUGUGCUGGCUAUGAACUUUUUGAGGCAUUGGGACCUUCUUUCCAGAAACAAAAUGAUUGUAUCUGGGAGGCAAAAAAUAUUGGUUCAGAGAUGGCUGUUGAGAUUUCCGAGGGAAUGGACAGUUGCAGUCUGCUGAUGGAGAACUCUGAUAUGCACCUUCUAGAUGCAGUGGUGGCUAAAGCUAGUCAUAAGGGAGCCGACACAGAAAGUGAGAUUUCAUGCCGUGAUACUGAGGAAUCUCUAUUGACUGCUGAAAGAACACCUUGCAAUAGUGUAGGUACUCUGAGUUCGGCAGGUUUUUCAUUUGACCGAGACACUUCAAGCAGCUUCAACUCAGUGACAUGUGGUGUUGAGUCUCUGAAAGGUAUCUCACCAACCAGUUCUAGUAGAGGCAGUGAACAUGUGGAAAGGUCUCGGGUGUCAGUAAAGAUAUCUAAAAAGAGAGCUAGACCUGGUGAAAGUUGUAGGCCGAGGCCCAGGGAUAGACAGUUGAUCCAAGACCGGAUAAAGGAAUUGCGAGAGCUUAUUCCAAAUGGAUCAAAGUGCAGUAUUGAUUCACUUCUCGAGCGAACAAUUAAGCACAUGAUCUUUAUGCAAAGUGUAACGAAGCAUUCAGAAAAGCUACAUAAAUGCCAUGCUUCAAAGUUGCUUGACAAGGACACUGGUAUGAGGAAAUUUUCACAUAGUGAGCAGGGUUCGAGCUGGGCUGUGGAAGUGGGAAACGACCAAAAAGUAUGCCCAAUAAUAGUUGAAAAUAUAAAUAUGAAUGGGCAAAUGUUGGUUGAGAUGCUUUGCAAAGAGUGCGACCAGUUUCUUGAGAUAGCAGAAGCAAUCAGAAGCUUGGGUCUAAGUAUUUUGAAAGGCGUGUCAGAAGCCUAUGGAAAUAAGGCUUGGAUGUGCUUUGUGGUUGAGAAUAACAGAAGCAUGCACCGGAUGGAUGUUUUAUGGUCAUUGAUGCAGCUUCUGCAACCUAAAAUCUCAAAUUAAUUUGUGAGUUCAUAACAAACAAAUGAUUAACUAUUUCGAUCUCAACAGCCCCGAUGAAGCUGGAGAUUAUUGUGGAGGCUUCUUCUCUAUUCCAAUCCAUCGUAACAUUUUUUUUGUAUGUAUUCAGUAGCAGGGUCAAGCAAAUUUUUCUUCUCUGUUGUCCGCGGCGGUCUGCGACGAUGUGUAUAAUAUCUUCUGUAAUUUUGAGUGAUGGUGUGAGUUUUCUUUUCCUACACUUUUAGCUGCAGCUAUAUAACGUUUUUGUGUCUAGUCUUUUGUAUUUUUUGAGAUCAUUCUUGUGUGCAGUCUUUGGUUGAUAUACGUAUGUACUUUACAUAUGGUUGUAAUUGACUGUUGUUUAUGGGUAACACAAAUUUCGUACAAGCAAAGUAAGAAAAGAAAACUAGUGUGGUGACAUUGAGGAACA
Messenger RNA from Salvia miltiorrhiza (redroot sage), 3283 nucleotides. Its product is annotated as transcription factor EMB1444. Bases 760 to 2856 code for a protein of 698 amino acids. The transcript is spliced from 12 exons. The record is from RefSeq and is a predicted model, not a curated record. Gene Ontology annotation, molecular function: DNA-binding transcription factor activity; protein dimerization activity. Gene Ontology annotation, biological process: regulation of DNA-templated transcription. Lineage: Eukaryota; Viridiplantae; Streptophyta; Magnoliopsida; Lamiales; Lamiaceae.